Messenger RNA from Cyphomyrmex costatus, 1371 nucleotides. Its product is annotated as DDB1- and CUL4-associated factor 8-like protein 2. Gene Ontology annotation, cellular component: cytoplasm; Cul4-RING E3 ubiquitin ligase complex. Gene Ontology annotation, molecular function: protein binding. The record is from RefSeq and is a predicted model, not a curated record. The transcript has 8 exons. The coding region runs from base 1 to 1371 and encodes 456 amino acids. NCBI's taxonomy places the organism in Eukaryota, Metazoa, Arthropoda, Insecta, Hymenoptera, Formicidae.
AUGUUAUCGGAUAAUUUAGAAACAAAGAAACCGCCUCCUAAUUGCUUCAUUGUGGAGGAAGUAAUAAAUCGACAAAUAGGUAGUAAUCCGUUAUUCCAAAGAAGAUUUUGUAGUUCUUUACAUGCAGUAAAUCGACUGGAGUUUAAGUACAAACUCUAUGACCUUGAGGAUGUGACGGCCUUAAGUUUCAAUCAAAAAGGAAACUUAUUAGCAAGAGCCUCUGAAGAGACAAUUUCUAUUUGGGAUUGGGCUGCAAGGAAAAAGCGUUGUUGCCUUCCAAGUGAUUUCCUAAUAAGCGAGGCCAAAUGGCUGCCUUUAGACGUAGAAAAUUUUAUGGUCACUCGUGGUUUCUAUGGUGAUAUACAUUUAUUAGAUCUUGAAUACAACUCAUGGAAACAAGUGUUGCACUAUGAAUCAUCCUUUCAUGAUUCGGUACCACGUAGACAAUUUUUUAAUAAUGACAGGUCAUUGUCUGUGCAUCCUGAAAUACCCUAUGUCGUGUUUUCUGCUGGAAACGGUUCGAUUUCAUCCAUAGAUGUCCGGGAGGAUACAUCAAAAUUGCUCGAUAUAAAGAAAUUUCGAAAUAGUACGUUAACAAGUAUACAUUGUAAUCCUUCUAAUAGUAAUGAAGUUUGUGUCAGCGGUCAUUUUCCCUGCGUAAGGGUGUAUGAUCAGCGAAAUAUUUCGAAACCACUUUAUCAAUUGUGGACCACCAAGUAUGACAAGAAGGAGUAUUAUAACGUCUGUGCAACAAUCGCCAUGUAUAAUCACGAUGGGACAGAGAUUCUCACAUUGCGUGAUAUUUCCAAAAUAUUAUUAUUUGAUAAAUCAAUGUGGUCAUGUGAAGGAAAUUCGAAUCAUACAUUAUUUGAAAGCAAUCAAUUUAGUUCUGUACCUGGUGUACCUGCUAUGGUAGCCAAUAGAUAUGCUAGAAGUACACUUGGAAUCAAUUUUUUCGGACCUAAAAGUGAAUUUAUUAUAUCUGGAUCCGAUUUUGGUGAUAUAUUCAUUUAUGACAAGAAGAAAAGAACUGCGGCACAGUGGUUAAGAGAAGAUUACGAAUGCACGUCGAGACAUCACUGCUUAGGUCAUCCCCAUAUUCCUAUCCUUGCAACGGCAAGUGAGUCCAAUGUCCUGAUAUGGAUGCCUUCGAGCAAUGAAGAUACAACAAAAUCAAUAUUUAGGACUGUACCACCGUCACCACGAGGACCACCUUCACCACCGAUUCCGUCCACUCCAGAGGAGCGUUAUUGGACAUUACCCGCAACUCCACCUUCACAAACGUCUCCGCCACAUCGAGUACAGUCACCUCAAAUCGUACGGAGAUCUACGAGACCUCGCCACCCUCCACUACGUUAUACACCAAGCUAA